GACCUGUUGUAAAUUUAUAGUUGUUGGUUGUUACUUGGUUGGAUCAGUAUUCCGUCGACUAUUAUGAUCGGCUGUUGUCCGCAGUAAAGUUUUUUUCGUAUUUUUGCUUAUAGAGCAAAGGACGGACGAUGAAGAUGUUCGCUCUAUCGACAGCAUUCUGCAACACCAUGCAACUGUUGACGUUGCUAACAGUGUUGUUGUUUGCGGUAACAUCAUCCAGCGAGGGACAGAAAUUACCAGUGAAACAAUUGAGUAUUUUGGCGUUUUUGCCAACUGAAGGUAAAAGUCAUUUUAUGGGCUUCAAACCGUUACUAGAAACUCUUGUUUCCAGAGGACAUAAUGUCACACUGGUUGCACCAUUUGCACUGGACGGCGCUAAACGGCCUUAUCGUCACAUCAAAGUGGAGUCAACGAUAGGAGACUUCGACAUGCUAAAGAUUGCAAAAUUCGUGAACCUCAUACCCACACCAUUGCACUUGUGGUGGUUCGGACCGCACAUCAGCGAGACAAGCCUGGACAAACCGUCGGUGGCGAAUUUCAUCAGGAGCGACCAAUCGACAUUUGACUUGGUGAUGUUUGAGAACUUCUACCACGAGUGUUUCGUGUCCAUCGGACACAAGUACGGUGCCCCGGUGAUACAGCUCCUGCCAUUCUCAGCAAACUCCAGGGUAUCGCAGUGGCAAAGCAACCCAUACAACCCAGCCUACAUUCCGGACCUGGUCAGCACAUUCGGGUCCAACAUGACGUUUGUGCAACGAACCAGCAACGCAGUGUCCGCGUUCUUCUACACUGCCGUUUCCCGGCUGGUGUACAUGCCCCGGCAACGGGUCGUCGCCGAAAAACACUUUGUCUACCCGGGACACGAACGCCGGCCUGAUCUCGUCGACAUGCUCCGGAAUAUAUCGCUAACACUGGUCAAUAGUCACCCGGUCGUCGGUACAGCCGUGCCGAUGGUGCCCAGCUACGUGCAUGUGGCUGGCAUGCACUGUGUACCCGCCGCACCGUUGCCCGAAGACCUGAAGCAGAUAAUGGAUAAUUCUAAAGAAGGUGUAGUCUAUUUCAGUUUGGGAUCAGUGGUAAAAUCGUCAAAAAUGCCCAAGGAAACAGUGUCGCUAUUACUUUCGGAACUCUCGAAAAUCGAACAGACUGUUCUGUGGAAAUGGGAAGCGGAAGACGUACCGCAACUACCCAAAAAUGUCAUAGUUCGAAAAUGGUUUCCCCAAAACGAUAUACUAGGUCAUCCAAACUGCAAGUUAUUCAUUACACACGGUGGAAUACAAAGUACCACCGAGUCCGUCUAUCACGGAGUUCCCAUGUUAGCCGUGCCCGUUUUUGGUGACCAAAAGGGUAAUUCACUACGCGCACAGUACAGAGGCAUAGCUAUACAAGUGCCGUACUUCGAAUUGACGCACGAAGCAUUUGGCAGUGCACUGCAUAAGUUGUUAAUCGACCCAACGUACCGGGAAAACGCAAAAAAGUCGUCGGUCAUGUUCAGGGACAACCCGCUGCCACCGCUGGAAAAGGCCGUGUUUUGGAUCGAGUACGUGGCCAGGCACGGCGGUGCGAAACAUCUGAGGACGGCCGCCAACGACCUUUAUUGGUUCCAGUACUUGCUUUUGGACGUCUUGUUGCUGGUGUCGUUUGUGAUCGUGUUGAUGGCAUGGAUGACCAAAAAAAUGCUUUGGUGCGUGUUCGGCCGGUGCUGUCGACGCAGCCAAAAUGUCGCCUCACCGCCAGCAGCGGAGAAAAAAACACAAUGAUUUUACAAGCCUAAUUAUGUACAGUCAACUAUCGUUCCGCUCGAAGUUCAAGAUGAAAAAAAAUCGAGUUAGGUAUUAAAAAUUUUAAGGUGCAAAAAAAACAAUCUACCUAUAUCUAGUCCAUUAAGUAUAUCGCAUUAUAAUGUUUGAAGGAUAAUUUUUAAUAUUCCAAAUAACAUCGAAAGUCAACAUGUGUUGUAUUCCUAGUUAUUAUCAGAGCUUGAGAUUUAUUUUAAAUAUUGAUCAAAAUUUUCUCAAAUACCUAAGUAGUAUCAAUAUUGCCAUUUGUUUAUAUUUAAUGCUAUUUAUAAAAUUUGUAUUGCAAUAAUUAAAACAAUUAGAUAAAAUCAAUAAUAAUCGAUUUAAAAUUUAAAAUUUAAUAGAUCACAACAAUAACCAAAAUUCAAGAAGUCAAAUAUUAUUAAUCAGCAGGUAAUUAACUAUAAUAAUAUGAAUGUUUGUUUUACAGUUAUAUACGUUACAACGCCGUGCAAACGACGAUCCUACGCGUAUGGCUUUGCUUGUGCGUAGAAAAUAAAAUAAAAAUUGGAAAAAAAUUUUUUUAAAUCUACUAAGAUAUUAUAAAGCAAUGAAAUAGACUGUAUAUAUAAUAUGUAAGGGUAAAAAAAAAUCAUAAAAACAUAAAAUCAAUAUAACAUUAUUUUUAAUUUAAAUCAGAAAAAACCUUAUAUCAAUAAGCGGAAUUGAAAUUAAUAUCAAACACUUCAAUUACGAUUCCAAUCCCUGAUCAUUAUUUACUGGAAAUUUUGAAAAACCCAUGAACGUCUUUCCAUUCCAUUUAUUACUUUUACAAGACAUAGGCACAUAGUAUAUUGUACAUAAUAUUAUCAUGAAUUAUAAUAGGCUAGGUAAAAUUAGUUUACACUACGAAUCGUGAUAACAAUAUUACAAGUCAAUAUUACCAGCUGUAUCGUAGCGCGGGGCAGACUAAUAAUAAUUACAUGAUAAUAUUUUAAUCCAUGACGGUCGUGCCUUGUCGCCAGAUUGCAUACACGAAACUUUAAUACCUUUCUAGUUAAUAAUCGUAAUCGAUCGGUUUAUUGUAUUUUGCACCUAUUAUAAAAGCAUACAUGUAUCUAAUGCCUAUGUUUAUAUUACAUUUUGGCCACGCGAGAAACGUUUAAAGACAAAAAAACAAACGAAACACAAUUGUAUUUUAAAAUAAUAAUUACACAAAAACGAAUUUAAUACUUAUAGGUAAUAAAUGCAAGUACCUUGAAUAUGUAUAUUAAGCAAAUCUAUUACGAGAGAUAUUUUUCAUUUUCCUCGGAGUUUAUAUAUUAAGUAUGUAAUACGCCAAGCUGUGGUAUUGUCACAACGUUGAAAAUGUUUUUUGACGAUUCGAACGUCAUGUUUGACGCAACCGUAACACCUACCUAAACAUUAUAUAAAAUUAAUAAAAUUAUGAUACUUUUUUUUUGUUUAUUA
Molecule: messenger RNA, 3209 nt
Organism: Aphis gossypii (cotton aphid)
Lineage: Eukaryota; Metazoa; Arthropoda; Insecta; Hemiptera; Aphididae
Product: UDP-glycosyltransferase UGT5
Exons: 6
Coding region: 129-1760 (543 amino acids)
Molecular function (GO): UDP-glycosyltransferase activity
Source: RefSeq, a predicted model, not a curated record